This is a messenger RNA of Drosophila bipectinata, 820 nucleotides long. RefSeq lists its product as uncharacterized. The record is from RefSeq and is a predicted model, not a curated record. NCBI's taxonomy places the organism in Eukaryota, Metazoa, Arthropoda, Insecta, Diptera, Drosophilidae.
ACAAAUGGAAGCCCGCAUGGGUCGGUCGGGUGAUAAUUUAUGCCACGGAGACAAGUCUUUGAACUUUUCUGAAUGCAUUUUGGAUAACCUGAACCCCAGUUAGCUUUUCUCCUCAUACAUUUUUUGGCUUCAAAACAACUGAAUAAAAUUCAAGUCACCAGCAGCUGCCAAGAGGCUCUGAUUUUCAGGAACUGCCAUUAUGGACACGUUGCGGAAAAAGUUUGCGGAACUGUUCCCCCAACAGCAGCAGCAGUCCAAGCUGAAGCCGGAAGAGGGCUCCAGGACCGAUGCCGAGGGCAUUAGGCUGCCUACCGAACCACAAAUCGACCCUUCACUGUACCCAAAGUGGUCGAGUCCGUCGCCCCAAGAAAAGGACCCACUAUAUCCGAGGGAGGCACCUUCGAACCGGCACCGACGGGACCGGCAGCUCAAGGAGGAGCAGCAGAAGAAGGCCCCCUUGGACAUAGACUACCAGAUGGAGUUUAUCAAUUUCGUGGACAGAAACGCUCCCAAGGGGUUCUCCAAGAGAUUCAUGGAGGUGCUGCCCUACCUGGAGUUGAGCUUCCUCUCCUGGCCGACCUUUUGGCUCUGGCGCGGCUACAACUGGCAGUUCAAGAGGAACUCCGAGAAACUGGGUGUCUACAUCCAUAGGACCUAUCAGCAGGCCAAGGCGAUGCAGUUUUGCAUUUUGGCCACUGGUCUCCUUGCGGUCUCCAUGAACCGGUCAGCUGCCCAGGUCCCCCUACAGAUAAAUAAAAUGGAUCACGACAUAGCCAAUCCCACUCCCGAAUCGGUUCCUCUUGCCCAGGGUAAGCCUUGA